AUGUCCACUUUACAGCAGCAAAACGAACACACGGCUCCCAUCGCUAGCCCCGUCGCUUGGUACUCGUCCAGCGUGUUCUUAGUGGCGGUCCGCGUCGCGCAGUUUGCCUCGACCAUCACGGCGCUGGGCCUGCUGGCGUAUCUGCUGAACGGCAGCGGGAGCGGCGGCUUCGAGCUCGCGGUCCCGGCCAUCUCCCUCACCUACUUGGUGGUUGUUGCCUCUGCCACGCUGCCGCUGAACCUGUUCGCGGCGGCUGCGGUUGCCGUCUUCGAAGUCGCGAUCUUCGCACUGUGGAUCGCCGCGAGCGGGAGGGUCGGCGUGGCGUACGGCCAGUACAACUGCGCAGCAGUUUCGUCCUGGGACGAUUACGAAUUUUACUACGACUUCGACUUUGACUACGACUACGACCUGGGCACGGCGUGCAGAGCGGGCCAAGCGGCGAUCGCGUUCGCGGCGUUCUCGGCGCUCCUGUCGGCAUGCGCGCUGUGUUUACUAUGCGUGAAUGUCCUGAUUCCCCUGAACACCGGCUUCGUGGGCGGGGUGCGGCCCGAGGGCGCGGGUGCGCGUCUGCGCCGCUUUACAGCGCUGGCGAUCGCGCGCGCGGAGACCGCGGGGGACGUGGAGGCACGCGCGUCGCACGUGAUCGAGGCGCCUGUCCCCGUGACCAGCGGCGCGCCUCACGUGACCGAAACACCUGCACCCGUCGCCAGCGACAGCGUUCCGCACGUGACCAGGGGGAACAAUCCUCACGUGACCGAAACCCCUGACCCCGUGGCCGCGCCCGAGCCUUCUGUCGGCGCCUAG
Messenger RNA from Lachancea thermotolerans CBS 6340, 804 nucleotides. RefSeq names its product KLTH0D16940p. The transcript has a single exon. Lineage: Eukaryota; Fungi; Ascomycota; Saccharomycetes; Saccharomycetales; Saccharomycetaceae. Gene Ontology annotation, cellular component: membrane. Bases 1 to 804 code for a protein of 267 amino acids. The record is from RefSeq and is a predicted model, not a curated record.